Messenger RNA from Lactuca virosa, 2664 nucleotides. Lineage: Eukaryota; Viridiplantae; Streptophyta; Magnoliopsida; Asterales; Asteraceae. The record is from the annotation of a GenBank genome assembly.
AUGGCAUAUGCAGAUGUGCAGAUGUUCAUGAAAAAGUUGAAGCAGCUCAUAUACUCCAACGAUAUCCCAAUCAUCAAAAUACCAUCAAUUGUACGCGAAGGGCCUCAAUUCCAAAUGCUUUAUGAAGAGCUUGGCUCCAUGAUCCAAACCCUUUUCAUCCACCAAGACCAUGGCCUAGAAAACUUUGAAAAAGUCACAAAUCUGAGGAAAAGAUUCAAAGCUGUAGCAGAAGAGGCAGAAGAUAUCGUCGAUCUCUUUCUAUCCACUGUCCACUUUGGAAACUACGGCUAUUUCCCUAGAUCUGAUGUCGUUCACCCGUCCCUGAACCUUGAAGCUGUUAUGAGAUCAAUCGAUUCUAUCAAGAUGGAAUUCAUGACUAUGAGCAUCGAUAACAUGAAGAUGGACGCUUCUCAAAGACCUGGCACACUGCAAAUGCAAUCUGCUGGAACUUCCCGCACUAAAAAUUCACUCCGGUCGAAGAAAGUAUUGGAAGAAAUCGUUGUGGGGAUUGAUCGUGAUGCUGAGAUAAUACGGGACAAGCUUGCUGAAGAUGGAAAGCAUCUGGAUGUGGUCUCUAUUGUUGGUAUGGGUGGAAUUGGUAAGUCAACCCUUGCUAACAAAGUCUUCUCUGAUCCUUUUGUUGUUUAUCAUUUUCAUAUCCGUAGAUGGGUCACUGUUUCCCAAACAUAUGACAAGCGGGAUCUGUUGAUUCAAGUUCUGUCAUCCAUAGAUGAUCAGUUAGAGCUUGAGAAAGCAACGGACUCUCAACUUCAUGAAAUGCUGCACAGGAGCCUAUACUGUAAGAGAUAUUUGAUUGUCAUUGAUGAUAUCUGGAGUACAGAGGCAUGGGAUAAGUUGAAAUUGUUUUUCCCUGAUCAUAACACUGGAAGUCGAAUUCUUCUUACUAGUCGCCUCACUGAAGUCGCUGCACAUGCAAAAUCACAUGGACUCAUUCAUCAUUUACAACAUUUGACAGAAGAAGAAAGUUGGGAGUUGCUGUGUGGGAAGGUGUUCCAAGGAGAUGAAUGUCCUGAAUGGUUGAUUGAACCUGGAAUGCAAAUUGCAAAAAACUGUCAUGGAUUGCCGCUUUCUGUGGUUGUGAUGGCAGGAGUUCUUGUAAAAGAAGCAAGGAAUAAAGAUCUGUGGGUAAAAAUUUCUUGCAGUGUCCAUUCAUACAUUGCUAGCGAUGAGAAAGGAUGUCUGGAAACAAUAGCAUUAAGUUACCACCAUCUACCUCUUCACUUGAGAGACUGCUUUCUCUGUCUGGGAGGGUUUCCAGAAGACUUCCGGUUCUAUCCACCAUUGUUGCUUUGGUUAUGGAUGGCUGAGGGAUUUAUACAAGAAGAUAGAAGUCGAAGCUUGGAGACAAUUGCUAAUGGUUACCUGGUGGAUCUUGUUGACAGAAAUCUUCUUAUAGUAGCGAAAUGGAAUCUUAUCGGUGAUGUCCUUUGUUGUAAAGUCCAUGAUCUUGUGAGGCAGGUAUGUGUGGAAAAAGGAAAAGAAGAAAGAUUCUUCUUGAAAAUAGACUCACCACCAUCUAAUCGUCUCUAUGAGGUAAUGACCACACAUAAGCAACGUCGUGUGAUCAUAAAUCAAGAAAUCGACAUUAUGAGUUUGCCUAGUCCGCUCACCCCAAGUAUUCGAUCGCUUUUGUGCAAUCAUGUGGACACAACCUUAACUGACAAUAUCUCAAAGUUUUUCUAUUCCUUUGCACUUCUUAGGGUGUUAGAUCUAGAAAAAUGUGAAACGAUUGAUUUUUCCCCCUAUUUAGCAUUACUAGUUCACUUAAGGCACCUUGACAUUUGGCUGUCAUCAUUACCACCAUCAAUAUGCAAUUUAUGGAACCUUCAAACCCUCAUUGUUAGAACAAGUUCUAGUUCUAUGGUUUUACCUAGUAACAUAUCAAAUUUGGUGAAUCUGAGGCAUUUAACCUGUAUCGCAGAACUUUAUCUUCCUUCUAUUGAAAAACCGAUGAAAUUGGAAGUUAUUACGGAUGUGGUGUUGGGAGAUGGGGUAGAUAAUUUUCAGAAAUGUUUUCCCAGGAUCAAGGAACUUGCAACUACUCUUUACUCUGACGAGGAAAAUGAUUUUGAAGUACUCCAUCACCUUCAAAUCUUGAUAUUAAUUGGGUCGGGCUACAGCAGAAGGAGAUCAGUUGAGCGAGAACUUCUCAGAGGUGAACCAAACUUGGGAAAGAAUCACAUUAUUAGGUUCCCUGCAACACUGAAACAACUUACACUUGAAAGGUGUGGUCUACGGUGGAGCGACAUGUUGAUCCUUCAAUCGUUGCCUAAUCUUGAGGGUCUUGCAAUAAAAGACAAUGGAUUUGAGGGAACCAUGUGGGAAACAGGUGAUGAGCAGUUUCAACGACUAAAAUUCUUGAGACUUAAAAAGUUAAAUAUCAAACAAUGGAAAGCCUCAAGUAUCAACUUUCCAUGUCUCGAACGAUUAGAGGUGCUGAAUUGCAUUGAUCUUGAAGAGAUACCCCUUGAAUUAGGGGACAUCUCAACGCUUGAGUAUAUUUGUGUUAAGAAUUGUGAUGCUUCUCUUCUCGAAUCCCUUCAAAAAAUACGACAGGAGCAAGAUGAUGUGGGGAACUAUGAACUAAAGAUCAAAGUUGAUGGAAGGUAUAUGCCUUCUUAUGUACCACAGCAUGACGAUUAA